AUGGUGCUGUGGCAUGUCCAUCUUUUAAGAGUUCUCCUGACUGCAGUGUUGUCAGUCACCCUCGCCUCAGCGCUAGGCCCAUACAGCGUGUUGGUUCUCGGACCAGUUGGCACCCACAGCUUGUACUACCUCACCAAAUCCCUCUCCGAGGCUCUGGGAGAUGCAGGACACUCAGUCACUCUCCUCUCGACGUUCGGACCAUCUUCCAGCCACCCGAUGGUCACAGAAGUCACCACUGGUGCCUCAGUGGACUACCUGGAAGAUUACAACUUCUUCGACAUGAGACACCCUUUGAGCAUGAAGGGGUGGCAUAUGGAAGCCACGAAGAUCAUGCCCGUGAUGUGGACCAAUGCCGAUGUGAAACGCCUCUGGGAGAGACGGCGAAAGUUUGAUGCCAUUGUGAUCAUCAGCUAUGCCAAUGAGGUUGCUGUGCCAUUUCUCCUGGAUUACGAGGGAGCCUUCAUCAGCUUCUGCACUCCAGGAACAGAGCUGUUCUCCGUGUCGCAUCUCGGCCAUUGGCUUCCCAUGUCAAUAGUGCCAUCGAUCGUGCUUCCAUUUGAUGAGCACAUGAGCCUCCUAGAGAGGCUGGUCAUCCCACUUAUGAGUGGGAUUAUCUACGUAGUUUAUUACUGGCACUCUCUGCCCUUAAUUCAGAAGAUUGUGGAAGAGUACUUUCCGCAGAUGCCUCCCAUUCAAGACCUGUAUGAAAACAGUCAUGUGAUGCUCAUCAAUGUGCACUUUGCCCUUGAUGAACUCAUUCCACUGCUACCUACUCAGGUUGAGGUUGGGACUAUAUGCGCUAAACCUCCAAAGCCAUUGCAACAGGAUCUUGAAGAGUUUGUUAAUGGGUCUGGCGAAGCAGGGGUCAUCUACUUCAGUCUAGGUAGUGUUAUCAAAGCUAAGGACAUACCUCAACAUCUGAAGUUAUAUCCCCUCCAUGAGUUGUCAGAACUUAGGAUUUAUCUAGACAAUAUUAUUUUGCUGCCUGACUGGAAAAUUUCAACAUGCAUGAUCUGCCAUUCAAAGACAAGACGCUUCAUAUCUCACUGUGGCAACAUUGGAACUCAGGAGGCCAAGUAUCACGGCAUUCCAGUCCUGGCUGUUCCAGUGGCCUUUGACCAACCGAGGAAUGCAGCUCGGAUGGCUAGGAAAGGGUUUGGCUUGGUGUUGGACUGGGAAGAUAUGACUACAGAGGCCAUAGUAGACGCGGCCCAAACUAUACUCAACGAUACUUCGUACGCCUUUCGACUGAAACAGGUCUCCGAGGCACUGAGAGACCAGAAGGAGACUCCAGCAGAGAGAGCCGUCUGGUGGAUUGAAUAUGCCAUUCGGAGUAACGCCUGUAACUCCUCUUAUCUGGAGUAUGCUGGCAAGAAACUGCACUUCCUCCAGUACAUACAGGAAGAUGCGAUCGCGUUCUGGGUAGCAGUUCUUGUAAUUCUUUAUUCUGUCUGCGCACGACUCUGCAGAUACUGUGGCAAGGGGAGAAAGGAGGCAGAGAGCAGGACGGAAAAAGUCAGUUGAAUGGAAUGUGUCUUUUGCAAGUACUAGUACCUACUAGUCAAAUCUGAGGAUGCAAGCUAUGAGAAGGAGAGGCGAGUUAUAUUAAGAGCAAGAAGUGAAGUGUGGAGGAGACCCAUUUGCAGGUGUAACAUCGCUCAAAAUAUAUGGUCACUUGGUAUAUCAAAAACAGCUGAAAAUCAGUAGAGUGACAUUAGCUGGUUGCCAAAAAUACUUGAUACAAAUGUGUUUUUAAUCUUCACUCAUACGGUGCUGUCUCUGUUGUUCAAAGUCAUCUAAUAAAAGAGCAGAAGACAGACUUUGGACAGAACUGUUUCUUUCAUUUGACCUUAGAACAGAUUAGAUUGAGAGAGAGAGACCAGAAAUCAAGCGU
This is a messenger RNA of Macrobrachium nipponense, 1894 nucleotides long. RefSeq names its product UDP-glucosyltransferase 2-like. Gene Ontology annotation, molecular function: UDP-glycosyltransferase activity. The record is from RefSeq and is a predicted model, not a curated record. NCBI's taxonomy places the organism in Eukaryota, Metazoa, Arthropoda, Malacostraca, Decapoda, Palaemonidae. The coding region runs from base 1 to 1524 and encodes 507 amino acids. The transcript is spliced from 6 exons.